GCGAAAUUCAAACGUGCUUGUAUUCCCCCCUCCUCUUACAACAAGAGCCCGACAACCAGUAGCUCCGGCCGUUUGAUCCCAACUGGAACCCAAAAUUUCAGUGUCUCUCUCUCAUCUUAAAAAAUCGUAUCAUUAAAUCCAGCCCGGAUUAGUUAUUGUCUUUCAUCUAUAGCGAUCGCGCUGUUAUUUGUUAUAACCAAGUGUGUGCACGUGCAUCAAAGUGAUAUUGUAUUAUUAUUAUUAGAGAGAUAGUAUAUCUACUAUAUACAUCAGUGCACCGGAAGUUCUCUGCUAGCAAUAGCCAACGACCGUCGCUCUGCUGGAUCGAAACUUUUUUUGCGCUGGCUGGGUUUUAUCAAAAAUAAAAACGGUCGACGCCAUAUAUCUCACCGCUGUGCUGGGCCAACCUCAUCAUGGAUAACGCAGUGGAACGUCGCAAACGUCAUUUAUCAGAAGGAGAUGAACAUUCGGGACAACAGGACGGCCGACGAGUUCGAUCCCUUUUGGAGGUAGCGGCCCAUGAACUGGACUUGAACCCUCUACUACACCGAACAGCUCAUCAUCAGGCGGGUCCAGAUGGCCAGCAGGGGCCGGCAUUAGCCGUGGCUGUUGUGCGUCCGUUCGUUUCCGAGGAGACGACUAGCCGGAUUCAUCGUCCUCCGUCGCCGCCGGAAUCCGAUUGCAGCAGUCACGAGCCACCGCCCAGCCAUUCGGACGACGAUUCCGACGGAGGAGACGAGGAUUCGUCCGACGACGACGAUGAUGAAAUUGCUCAUGUGGGUGAUGCCACUUUGGCCGGCUACGAGUAUUGCAGCAAUGAAGCUAUCCGCUACCUGAUGGAAGUCGAGAAACUCGGAGCCGACCAUCCAGUUAUCCGACAACUGCAGCAACACCUGGACAGCCGUCGGGUUCACGUCGCAUCCAGCAGCAAUCCCGGACCGUCAUCCAAUCACGCGAUUCCUUGA
Daphnia pulex (common water flea) is the source of this 965-nucleotide messenger RNA. RefSeq lists its product as uncharacterized. Lineage: Eukaryota; Metazoa; Arthropoda; Branchiopoda; Diplostraca; Daphniidae. The record is from RefSeq and is a predicted model, not a curated record. The coding region runs from base 414 to 965 and encodes 183 amino acids. The transcript has 4 exons.